AUGGCUGAAGAUCUGGUGCUGGAAUCAUGCAACCUGGAGUGUGAGAGCAACAAUCAGAACCACAUGACGGCUGACAUGGGCAGCCAGCAGCUCGUUGUGAGGAGGGGACAGUCUUUCACCAUCACGCUGCACUUCGCUGGAAGGGGUUAUGAGGAAGGAGUGGAUAGACUUACUCUCAACGUAGAGACAGGGCCAUGCCCCAUCGAGUCGUCGGGAACCAAGUCCCGUUUCCCCGUCUCCGAUGCCCUCCAGGAGUCAGCAUGGAGCACGGUCGUGGACCAUCAGGAUGGAACCUCUCUCUCCUUGUUGAUUUACUCCCCUCCCGAUGCCCGGAUUGGCCGCUAUACCCUGACCCUGGAGGCCUCUACGGGGUACCAAGGCACUAGCUUCAGGCUCGGAGAGUUCAUCUUGCUCUUUAACCCUUGGUGUCCAGACGACUCUGUCUUUCUCGAGUAUGAAGACCAGCGGUGUGAGUUCGUGCUGACGCAGCAGGGCCUCAUCUACCAGGGAUCUCUGAAGUUCAUCGUCCCUACUGCCUGGAAUUUCGGACAGUUCGAAGAUGAAAUUGUGGACAUCUGCCUUCAGCUGCUGGAUACAAACCCCAAAUUCCUUCGAGACCAAAACCGAGACUGCUCCCGCCGCAAUAACCCCGUUUACAUUGGCCGGGUCGUGAGCGCCAUGGUGAAUUGCAAUGAUGAUCAGGGGGUGCUUGCAGGGCGCUGGGACAAUAAGUACGAGGAUGGGGUGAGCCCCAUGUCCUGGAUAGGGAGCGUGGACAUUCUCAGAAGGUGGAGGAAGUACGGAUGUCAGCCAGUCCGAUAUGGCCAGUGCUGGGUCUUUGCGGCAGUGGCAUGUACAGUCCUGAGAUGUUUGGGAAUUCCCACCCGCGUGGUGACCAAUUAUAACUCCGCCCACGAUACCAACAGCAACUUGGUCAUUGACCAUUACCUAGACGAAAUGGGAAACCUGCAGAAGACAUCCAAAGACACGAUAUGGAAUUACCAUUGCUGGGUGGAGUCCUGGAUGACCCGGCCCGACCUGCCCCCCGGCUGUGAUGGAUGGCAGGCUUUGGAUCCAACUCCUCAGGAGAAGAGCGAAGGGGCAUACUGCUGCGGGCCAGCUCCAGUCAAAGCCAUCAAGGAAGGUGAACUGAGGCUGAAAAAAUACGACAUCCCGUUUGUCUUUGCGGAGGUCAAUGCGGACGUGGUUUAUUGGGUGCUGCAGAAGGAUGGCUCCAGAAAGAAGACCAUCCACUCUUCUAUCGUAGGAAAGAACAUGAGCACAAAAAGCGUGGGCAAAGACACCAGAGAAGACAUUACCCACAACUACAAGUAUCCCGAGGGAUCCGACCAAGAAAGGGAAGUGUUUGCAAAAGCAGAACUCCAGAAAAGUUACCUGACUGCGGAGGAGAAGGGCGUGAGCAUCAAGAUCAAGGUGUCCGAGGGCAUGAACAAUGGCUGCGAUUUUGACGUCUUCGCGGUCAUCAGCAACAACACCGAGACCGAACGGCUGUGCAGGCUCAUGUUCUGUGCCCGAACUGCCAGUUACAGUGGAGUCAUGGGCCCUGAGUGUGGGAUGAAGGAUCUUCUGAAUGUCAUUCUCCUACCCCAUGCAGAAAAGACGGUGCCCCUGCGUAUUCUGUAUGAGAAGUACGGCAGCUGCCUGACCCAAGACAACAUGAUCAAGCUGGUGGCCCUCCUAUUUGAAUACCAGACUGGAGAUAUCGUCCUUGGGGUCCGAGACAUCUACAUAAAGAACCCGGAUAUUAAGAUUAGGGUUUUAGGGGAGCCAAUGCAGAAGCGGAAGCUGGUGGCAGAGCUCACCCUGACUAACCCCCUCUCGACCCCUCUGUGCGGCUGCGAGUUCACCCUGGAGGGGGCUGGUCUGACCCAAGGACAGAAGACCCAGGAGCUCGCCAGCCCCGUUGAGCCAGGGCAGGAGGCGAAGGUCAGGGUGGACUUGACCCCCCAGCUGUCUGGCCUGCACAAGCUCGUGGUGAAUUUCGAGAGCGACAAGCUGAAGGGAGUGAAGGGCUAUCGCAACGUGAUCGUCGCCCCGCUGCCCAAGUGA
This is a messenger RNA of Emys orbicularis (European pond turtle), 2070 nucleotides long. It is a transcript of the gene TGM2, whose product is annotated as transglutaminase 2. The record is from RefSeq and is a predicted model, not a curated record. Gene Ontology annotation, molecular function: protein-glutamine gamma-glutamyltransferase activity. The coding region runs from base 1 to 2070 and encodes 689 amino acids. Gene Ontology annotation, biological process: peptide cross-linking. The transcript is spliced from 13 exons. Lineage: Eukaryota; Metazoa; Chordata; Testudines; Emydidae. Gene Ontology annotation, cellular component: mitochondrion.